AUGACCGUCUCGCGCCUCGCCCCCGUGCACCACCGGUCCAUCUGCGUCCCCAAGUCGCGCUCUCGUCGACGAACGAAGCCUCGCGCUGCGGACGCUAAUGAUUCCUUGGGAAAUCUCGACGCGCUCUUAUCCGGUGGAAUCACCUCCGAAGACGAACGCGUGGUCGGCCCGUCGUCCUCGGACGACGAACCGACGACUUCCAGUGGCACGCAACGCGUCACGCGCGCCGUGGAGGUGAGACUGAACGACGAGACCGUCGCGCGGGUGGAGCUGGAGGUCGCGUCGGCGACGUCCCGGUUAGUCCGGGCGACGAUGAAGUCGCCGCUCGGGAUCGUGUUCGAGGACGUCGAGGGGGCACUGACGGUUGUCGAAUUCUUUGAUGAGAGUGAUCUCGGACCGCGAGGUCGAGGGAUUCGGAUCGGGGACGUGUUGAGAGCGACGUCGGCCAUGAUACCAGAGAUGCAAUACCCAAAGCUCAACGUGUUGGGCGGCGGCGUCGGGAGACCGGGAUGGCGACGGGUUAUGUACACCACGGCGUGCGAUUUAGAUGGAAAUCUAGAUGACGUGACGUUCGAUCAAGCGAUGAAAGCGAUAGGGAGUAACGCGAAGGCCGGCGACUACGACGUUGAGCUUGUGUUUGAGAGGCGAGCGACGGAUUAG
Molecule: messenger RNA, 660 nt
Organism: Ostreococcus tauri
Lineage: Eukaryota; Viridiplantae; Chlorophyta; Mamiellophyceae; Mamiellales; Bathycoccaceae
Product: unnamed product
Exons: 1
Coding region: 1-660 (219 amino acids)
Source: RefSeq, a predicted model, not a curated record